Molecule: messenger RNA, 306 nt
Organism: Aphanomyces astaci
Lineage: Eukaryota; Oomycota; Saprolegniomycetes; Saprolegniales; Verrucalvaceae
Exons: 2
Coding region: 1-306 (101 amino acids)
Source: RefSeq, a predicted model, not a curated record
AUGGUACCCAGCUACCCCACGACGUCGAUCAUAUCCGCCGGCGCACCGCCCCCUGCGGACGAAACUGUGACGACCGUGGUCGAUGUGGGCUCUGCGGUGGAGAUUUCGCAAUGCGGAGAUCGCGGCAAACCCAUCCAUUUUCUCGGGAAUGGCGUGAUCAAGAGCGCGUUUGAGUCUGCGCCCUUGACCAUUGCCGUGAAAUUGGCCGGCCAAGUGGUCUACAGCCAUGAUGGCAGUUUGUGCGGAACGACCCACAUUCCGUUGCCGCUGGGGCUGGGCCACAUUAUCAUGACCGAUAUGCCUUGA